UCAUGUCACGGCGGCGUAUGAUUUGACCGUUCUGAGACCGCCUGAUUCCGUAAUAUCCGGGCGUUUCACCCGUCAGUUUCUGCCACUGCUUUAGCGGCUCGGCAACGUAGGUAGUUAACAACUUCCACCCGCUUUGCACACUUAUCAGCCGUAACUACUAGUGUGUGGCUCAUAAUUACGCCUGCGAAUCACGCGGUGAUUCGCGAAAACGUUUCGGUAGAGUACAUACCGCUCGUUUCCGACAUACGGUUUCGUUUCAGGACAGGCGAGGAGUGAGGCGAGGAGUGAGGCGAGGAGUGAGGCGAGGAGUGAGGCGAGGCGAGGAGUGAGGCGAGGAGUGAGGCGAGGAGUGAGGCGAGGAGUGAGGCGAGGAGUGAGGCCCGGGAGUUCCAAACCCGCAAUCGUAGUCCUCGAUAUUAUUACUUCCUCCUUCGUCUUCCGUCGUUUAAUCAAUGGCGGCGAGUGCGAACCCGCCGGUCUUAGACAUCACUAUUGACCCGGCGAGCCCUUUGGAAGCGAAGGAAACGGCCGUCAGGACCAUAGCGCACAGGCUGAUGCCAGCGUGGCAGCAGCUGCCAGAGACAGCCUUGCGAGUCUCCACCAUCUCAGGCGGCAUCACCAACCUUAUAUUUAAAGUGCAGCAAGCGAAGGACGAACAGAAUAAAAGGGAGGAGCAAAACGGGGAGGCGUCCAAGACAAGUGGCGACAGCGCCCAAUCAGAAGCAAUCACUGUGCGGAUCUACGGGCCAGAUACAGACAAAAUCAUCAACAGAAGCAGAGAAUGGGAGGUACUUAUGGCACUGGCAACAGCAAACUUCGGCCCUCGCCUGAUAGGAGGGUUCACCAACGGCACAGUGCAGACGUACCUACCCGGCCGCACCUUAACCCCACCAGAGAUGUGCGCCCCGCCACUGGCGCACCUGAUAGCAGCGCAGCUGCACCGCCUGCACCAUUUGGAGGUGCCUUUGGGGUCGGACGAGGAGAGGAGCGAGGGGCACCUGUGGCAUGCCUUGUUGGGCAUGCUGGAAACUGAGCGCCUUCAGCUGAGAAGCUGCAUUUUGACGACAAGAAACUGCAGACUCGCUUUGACUCCAUUGACUUUGCAAAGCUGCGACGCGAGAUACGCGAAGCCAAGGAGUUGACUGACCGCCUGCACUCGCCCAUCGUCUUUGCCCACAAUGACCUCCUUGCUUACAACCUGCUGCUGGAUGACUCGCAACCAGGGCCCCCCGUGAUGCACAUGAUAGACUUUGAGUACGCAGCUUACAACCCCCGGGGCUACGACAUUGCGAACCACUUCUGCGAAUAUGCUGGCUUCGAGUGCGAGUAUUCACGGUUCCCCUCCAAGGCCCACCAGCUGGACUUCUUCCGCCACUACCUGCACCCGGGUGAACCGAAUAAGGCCUCACAGGCAGAGCUGGACAGGUUGUAUCUGGAGGUGAACGCGUUUACCCUCGCCUCCCACUUCUUCUGGUGCCUCUGGUCCCUCAUCCAGGCCAAGUUCUCCUCGAUAGACUUUGACUACAUGGACUAUUUCUUUGUUCGUUACGGCGUGUACCAACAACGCAAGGAUGAGACGGUUGCCAUUGUGGAGUCUUACAUGCACAGUCAUCAAUUGCAGGCCAACUAGUCGCAAUUGUAACUGCCUUGGGUUCUGGCUCGGAGACUACGGAUGCAUUCCCAAGCGGGAAAAUGAGAAAUUGUAGGAACACACAUCUGUCAACACACAUGUUUGUAUAUCUGGCUUUGUUAGGUAUGUUUGUCAUAACCUAGCUAGGACAGCUCUUAGAGGGGACAACAUUUCGCAUAUGUAUCUCCCUGCCCUCUCUUCCUAGUCAACUUCCACAUUGUAUAAACCUAGGGUUAGAUUCUCCAUAGCGCCACGCUUUCGCCCGU
Messenger RNA from Closterium sp. NIES-67, 1896 nucleotides. Lineage: Eukaryota; Viridiplantae; Streptophyta; Zygnematophyceae; Desmidiales; Closteriaceae. The record is from the annotation of a GenBank genome assembly.